Dendronephthya gigantea is the source of this 489-nucleotide messenger RNA. RefSeq lists its product as uncharacterized. The record is from RefSeq and is a predicted model, not a curated record. The transcript is spliced from 5 exons. NCBI's taxonomy places the organism in Eukaryota, Metazoa, Cnidaria, Anthozoa, Malacalcyonacea, Nephtheidae. Bases 1 to 489 code for a protein of 162 amino acids.
AUGUUUAUAGUCGUCCUUUUUGGAGAUUCCCAACAGGAACUCUUCAACCCAAAUUGUAAAAAUAUAUUGCUGAUAGAAAACAUAAAAAAACGCUGCAACUGCAAAGAAAAAGACACUAUAGAUUUAGCAGAAGAAAGUGGUGCCGUGAAAAGCAUGAAUGAAAGGCCAUCAGAGCAGUUCGCUAGUGAAUAUUUAGAGUAUCGGCGAACAUAUAUUUUGGUCGAAGUUAAACGACAUCUUGACAUAACGACUGGUCACGUUUUCAAGAGUUUUACACCUCUACUGAACGGACUAGACGAAACUAACCCAGACUUCAUAGCGAAAAUAGCAUCACUGAAUCGUGUCGCUGCAAACCGCAGUGCAAAAUCUGCUAAACAAAAUGUUCAGCAGACACGUCAGGGAAAAGGUGCUUUGAAGACGUCGAAGAACCUAACAACUUCAGUUCCAUCAACACGAUCCAAGUCAAUUAUGAAUAAGAAGAGACCUUAA